This is a messenger RNA of Capronia coronata CBS 617.96, 771 nucleotides long. RefSeq lists its product as uncharacterized. The record is from RefSeq and is a predicted model, not a curated record. NCBI's taxonomy places the organism in Eukaryota, Fungi, Ascomycota, Eurotiomycetes, Chaetothyriales, Herpotrichiellaceae. Gene Ontology annotation, molecular function: oxidoreductase activity. Bases 1 to 771 code for a protein of 256 amino acids. The transcript is spliced from 2 exons.
AUGGCUCAGCUUCAAGGCAAAGUUAUUGCUAUUACUGGUGCGGGUUCCGGGAUUGGCCUUGCCACAGCCCGAGAAUGUGCACGUCGAGGGGCUUCGCUCUCAUUGUGUGACAUCAACCAAGAUGCAGUCAACAGCGUCGUCUCCGAAAUCAAGGCCAAAGACGUUGACGUGAUCGGCAGCCGAGUGGAUGUCUCCAGUUCGGACGGUGUCAAUGCGUGGAUCGCUGAAACCAUGAAACACUUUGGUAAACUGGACGGCGCAGCCAAUAUUGCCGGCGUUGAAGGCAAAGCAGAUGGGAAGGUGUUUGCAAAUAUUGUCGACAUUACCGAUGAUCACUGGAACUUCAUUCUGGGUGUCAAUCUGACUGGUCUCUUCUACUGCCUGCGAGCUGAGCUUCGGGUAAUGGAGCGUGGCGCCUCCGUCCUGAACGUUACUAGCAUUGCAGGGUUGAUGGGAAGACCAGGCAUUGCUGCCUACAGCUCGAGCAAGCACGGUGUGGUGGGGCUCACAAGGACAGCAGCCAAAGAGGUUGGUGGACGAGGGAUUCGAGUCAAUGCUAUCGCUCCUGGCCCCGUGGAUACCCCAAUGCUGGACAGGUUGCGGGCGGACGGGGGAGACAACAUACCUGUCACUCAGACAUACAAAACCCUGGCUCUGCAACGAUUGGGAACGCCUGAAGACAUGGCAAAAACGAUUUGCUUUGUGCUGAGUGACGAUGCAAGUUUCACCACAGGGGCGAUAUUUUCGGUCGACGGAGGUGUGGUCUGUUAA